AUGUCUGCUGUUGCUCCAAAGAAACACCACGGUUCUAAGCGUGCUCCUAUGGCCUGCCAGUACUGCCAUGAUCGCAAAGUCAGAUGUGAUCUAGCUAUCUCCGGUUCACCAUGCACAAACUGCCGGCUUGAUAUGGUCAAGUGCUUCAAGCGAUUUUCUACCCACAAAAAGCCACCUCGGAAGAGACUACAACUCCAGGGAGUCCAACCCAACCUCCCGAGUCAGGAUCACUCUUUACAGCAGACCACCAACAAAGGAAGUUCAAACCUGCCAUUCUCUUAUUACUCCUUCGUUCAAUUUUCGCGCCUCGGUCAGAUUAAAGAGUGUGAUGUUUUGCUACUAGAAUCACGGGGUUGCCUCCAUCUACCGAGUCAGUCGGUGUUAGAGACUUUUGUCAGACACUAUUUUCUUUACGUGCACCCUACCUUGCCAAUUCUCGAUGAGACAAAGUUUUGGCAUAUAUUUCGGCAGCGGCAUAAGGUUCACGAGAGAAUUCCGUUGGUGCUGCUACAGGCAAUGCUGUUUGCAGCUGCUGCGUUCAUACCCCUCGAGGUUGCAAACCAGUAUGGGUCGGCCUCGUUGGUCGACGUCCGGGAUUCUAUAUUUCACAAAGUGACAUGGCUCUACAGUAUGAAUGUGGACGAUGACCCCGUCGUAAUGUCCCAAACGGCCUUGCUACUAAGCUACUACAACACCCACAGGGAUACGAAAAGCAACUCAACAUGGCUUGGUAUUGCGAUCCGACAUGCACAAGCGGGAAACGCAGAUCAGUAUGACAUACUCUCGUUCUCAGAUGACAGAGAACGUCUCAAACGAUUAUGGUGGUCUUGUAUUCUGCGGGACCGGAUGAUUUCUCUGGGAACGCGCCGUCCAUUACAGAUUUUGGAUCCCCGGCUGCCAAGUCAGAAGGACUUUCUUUUUUUUGAUGACCUUAAAGAGGAGCCCAGUGGCUCUGAAGUUUACAACUCAAACACAAAGAUGGCUAUCAAUUCGCUGAUCUCGUGGCAGUGUGAAUUUGCUGUCGUUGUCACGGAUAUUCUGGCCAUGUUGUAUCCGGGCUCACAGAGCCUGAGGCUUAGAAGCCUACGGAUUAUGGAUGACCAGUGGAGUAAGCUGGAACAACUGAAACAUGAUUUUAGCUGCUGGAAUGACCGCUUCGUGAGCUGGGCACAGUGUCAGGGCUCUUUGGCCCACCCCUCAAUCAAGCUUUUUAUUUGCUCGAUAUCAAUCCAUUCCCAAACAGUGCGCCUGGCUCUAUGUACAUACACUUCACGUAUCCUGUCAGAAUGUGAAGCUGUUCGUUCACAGAAAUCUCGCCUCAAAGGGUAUGGAACCGAGCUUCAAGGUGGUCUUUUCAAGAUGACCGAGGAGGUCAAAGAAUUGAUCGACUCAAGAAUGUCGGAGUAUCUUCCGGUCAGCGUAAUGGCAUUUACCGCCUUGCCAAUGAUUCUGUGGGGCAUCAGCGUUGCCGUCUCUGGCGAAUCAAUUACACAGCAUCAGAAUGCCAUUAAAUUUUCUCUUUUCAAACAAAUGAGUUACAUUUACAGCCUGCGAUACGAUACAAUGCACCUCUCCGCGGUUGUCCAGCGGGUGGUUCAGCUGAUCAAGCCCGCGCUGAUGACAACAGUCUUAGGUGCAAAGAGCGACAACAUGGCAACCUCAUUCCUCGAUAUCUUGAUGCGGCACCCUCAAACGUUUUCCGAGCUUUGUUUGUACCUUGAUGUACUACUCUCUGCAGAUGACAAGACAGAGGCACCAUACCCAUUGGACCCCUCCAGGAUGACCCCUAUUUUCGGACAGAUUCAAAGGCCUAUGCCAGGCUCUUCUGAUGUUCAUGCACCUACAAAUUCAGGCCUGCUAGAGGUAAAGUCAUCGACAGCGAAUUUCAACGAGCUGGGUCCACUUUAUCCAGCAUUCGAACAUCCUUUAGAAAGUUGGGAAGAAGCAGAGAACUUCAAUAAUGGCGAGGAGAUGGGGGGAGUUGACCACAAAUACUCGGGCAUUCCCAUAUCCACAGUCGAAUCACCGCCAGAGUUACCGGAGCCGGAAGAGUUUGGUCAAUUUCUUACUUACUUUACACAUCUCGGAGAGUGA
This is a messenger RNA of Aspergillus bombycis, 2094 nucleotides long. RefSeq lists its product as uncharacterized. NCBI's taxonomy places the organism in Eukaryota, Fungi, Ascomycota, Eurotiomycetes, Eurotiales, Aspergillaceae. Gene Ontology annotation, biological process: regulation of DNA-templated transcription; DNA-templated transcription. The transcript has 6 exons. Bases 1 to 2094 code for a protein of 697 amino acids. Gene Ontology annotation, molecular function: zinc ion binding; DNA-binding transcription factor activity, RNA polymerase II-specific; DNA binding. The record is from RefSeq and is a predicted model, not a curated record.